Messenger RNA from Arachis duranensis, 1825 nucleotides. RefSeq lists its product as uncharacterized. The transcript is spliced from 5 exons. NCBI's taxonomy places the organism in Eukaryota, Viridiplantae, Streptophyta, Magnoliopsida, Fabales, Fabaceae. The record is from RefSeq and is a predicted model, not a curated record. The coding region runs from base 1 to 537 and encodes 178 amino acids.
AUGGUGAUUCUGGAUUUGCAGGGUUUCAGAGUUGUGAGCUUUGAUACAGAAACACUAUCCCCGCGCCCCCUCCCGCCUCCAAGUCCAGAAACACCAUUUUCCCCCAAUUUCCUCACCAAUCCUCAUUUUAUCCUUUUCUUUUCUGUAUUUCUCACCAAUCCGCCACCAAGUUCAGAAACAACCCUCAUUCUCUUCUGUCGGCGUCACGGUUGCGCCGCCGUCACUCCGUUUGCUCGCGCUGCCGUCGCGUUCUAUUGCUAUCGUGCCACUGUCGCUCCUCUUGCUCGAGCCGCCUGUCGCUCCGUUGCUGUCGCGCCGCCGUCGCUCCUUCUCUCUAUUGCCGCCAUGGCUCCUCCCACUUUGGUCCUUCUCCGUUCUCUCUCAAUCGAGCUCACAAGAAUCAUGUAUCGUUUUCAAAGCCAUCUUCAGUUUCAAUUGGAAAUCCCCUAUUUCAGCAUGCUGCAGAUGAAAGAAUCAGACUGGAAGAAUUGCGGCAAAAGGAACUGGUAUGUACCCUAUGAAUUAGAGGGUCUAUGAGACUCUUUUCUCUCCCUGAAUCUUUAAAAUUAUUACACCAUUAGCAAGAUGCAUCAUACAGGUGCUGCCAGAGAUUGGUUAUCAACUACUUCAUAGUUAUAGCGAACAGAUUAAAGAUUGGGGUUGGAUGUGCAACAUUCAUGUUCAUUUUGAACCUUAUAAAAGGUAUGCUUGUCUGCUGGCUUGCAGAAGUUGUAUACUUCCUAGAUCAAUGUUUUAGAAGGCGAAUAGUGUUAAUGAGUCGUUCAUUUGUUUUGGCAACGAAUCAAGACAAAAAAUGCCUUUAUUUGCUCAUAUCGUGCAUCUUAUUGCCUGGCCCCAAAUUAAACUAGAAUAAUUUAUUACAUCAAACUCAUUCAGUUGGAUGUGGUUUUUUAAUAUAUAAUUUUCAUUGCCUUGCAGGAAUCUGGAUGUUUCAACAGACAACAAUGGCCGUCACACUUAUAGUGGUACCUUGUAUUUUAGGUGUCAACUUAAAUGAUGCUGAUCUUUUAGAGUUUCUUUAGUAGGUUUAAAAAAUCCUUAUCUGAGCCUUUGUUGCGUUAUAAUUGUAUUCCUUUAAUAAUUGAACAUUGCACAUCAUCUGAUUUAUUUAUCUUAGCUUGCUGACACUGAUGGAUCAUCAACUAUGCCGCCCUCUGUUAUAUGAGUCCUAAAUUUGAAAGCAUGCAAAAGUAUGUGGCCAAUAUCAAGGAGUUUGAAAUGCCUUAUUAUAUUUACACGAAUUCCAUAUUUGAGUCCCAUUUCUUCACCGAAGUACAGAGGGCUGCACAUAAUUUAAGAAUUUUUAAUUUGUGAUUUAUUAGUACUUGACUUUCUUGCUUUUACCUUAGUAAAAUAUGGGUCCAUGGGACUGAAAUUCAGGUUGUGUGCUUUGUUGUUCAGAUUCCUGUCAAUAAAAAGAACAAGAAAGAAAGGUACCAAGAGGAAUUAGAGGAGCACAUUGUGUCACUGAUUUCUUCAUUAUUUGGUAAGCAGGCAAGUGAGGUUUCUAUGGAGUUCACUUAGGAUGUUUGAUAUAGGAGUGAAUAACUUUUAUAUUUUGCAUGUAAUUUAUCUAAAGUUUUGAAAUUUGUAAUGGUCAAAUUACACAUUGUCUUGUUGUUUUGCAAUGCGUGUGCAUUAUGCAUUUUUCCUUGACAUGAUCAAUGUAAAAAAAAAAGGAGGAGUGUUAUCAGAUCAAUUGUUUAAUUGACAGUUUAAUUUUUAAUCUUCCUCAAUUGUAUUAUUUGACUUGUGUAGAAAUUUCCAGUCUUACCGAAUGAGAUAAGGCCUAGUUAAUUGUUGA